CACUCACUCACCAAGCGCCGCAUUUUUGAAACAUGGCAGCACAGGUGAGUCGGCAUCAUGCAUUUAUAAAAAAUUAUUAGUAAUGUCCCCCCUGUUUUUGAGAUCGUAAACUAUAGCGAUGUUACAUUUAUUAUGCGAAUAUGUUAGACUUAAUCGCUUUCUCAGGUCCUGCCCUGAACAGGAUGAUAGUGUUGGGAAGUUCUAUGAAUGAAGCUAGCUAGCUACCGUUAGCUAGCUAACAUGCAACCGUUAGCGUGCUAGCGCUUGCAGACGUUAUUGUACCUUUUUACAAAUCAACAUAGGGGAAGUGAUCCGAUUAUUUUACUAAUAUAAUGACGCAGAUAAUGUUAUUACUGCAACGUUGAUUACCAGCUUGAGAUGCUGUGUAAUGUUGACAGUUGGCUUAGCCAAAGUUAACGUUAGUUAGCAUUGAAGGGCCAGCGGUUUACGGUUUUGGCGAACUUUGUUGUGGGUAGGUUCUAUCACUAUGACAACCAAUUGACCGACUGAGCAGCUCUAGUUAAGCACAUCGUUUCUAAACUUCUCAGCGUUAGUUUACUGCAUAUUUACCUGCCCAAACUUACCUCAAUAAUCAGAACACAAAUGUUAUCACAAUUAAACAGAUGGCGACUACAAAGGUUCCAGAGGUCCGUGACAUCACGAGGAUUGAGAGAAUCGGUAAGGGCCACAAAGUAAUAGUCAAUUGAUCUCUACUAAGUCCAGAGAUGUGUUUUGCGUUGUAUCUAUUGUAUUUACACAAGUGUCUAAAUCAUAAACUCCAUAUUUCAAAAAAUGUCCACCUCUAACAUGUGGCUGAAUGUUUGUAUUUCCCCAUUAGGAGCUCAUUCUCACAUCCGUGGCCUUGGGUUGGAUGAUGCCUUGGAACCUCGUCAGGUAAACAACCAACAAUCAUAAUCCGACUUUCUCAAACUACUGUGACACCACUCAGACACUGGCCCCAUGUUUUGUGGUCCCGCCUAAAUCAUGUGACCUGCUUGUCAUUCUCUGCCCUCUCUCUCCUCUCCCCCAACCCCCCCUCCCCUCCAGGUUUCCCAGGGGAUGGUUGGACAGCUGGCGUCCCGUCGUGCAGCUGGUCUCAUCCUGGAGAUGAUUAAAGAUGGCCACAUCGCCGGCAGGGCUGUCCUGAUCGCUGGCCAACCUGGCACUGGGAAAACUGCCAUCGCUAUGGGUACUGAUGGAUGGCUCAUUAAGUUAAAUCAAAUGUUAUUUGUCACAUGCGCCGAAUACAACAGGUGUAGACCUUACAGUGAAAUGCUUACUUACAAGCCCUUAACCAACAAUGCAGUUUUAAGAAAGAAUACCAAAAAAAAUCAACGUUGCAACUCCCGUACAGACUCGGGAGAGGCGAAGGUCGAGAGCCACGCGUCCUCUGGAACUACUGUGCGUUAGUUUACUGACAAAACUCGUAAAUGGGAUGAAAGAAACCAAAACGUGUUUCUCAGAAGUGUAGCAAAGGUUGCAAACAAUGUGCAUGCUGCAAACAGUGUCCACCCCGAAAAUGUUAAUGGGAAGACUGGAAUAAAAAAGAUUUAAUGCAGUAACAGAAAUUACCGUAACCAAACUAACAAACAUUGUAGAUUAGAAAUUAUAGGAAUUAACGGUACAUGUACUACUGGUGAUAUAUGUAAUGGGGGAAGUGAUAUACACUAACAAUCAAACGCAAACAAUUCACUCAAUGAAGUUAUGAAACAAUGAAUGUGCACAAAUUGGCGGGAGAAAGCGCAUUCUGGAGUGCAUCUGGGCAUAUGGUCAAUCCGACGUCUGCAUUGGCCAUGCAGUAUUUACGGUGACAUGGCCUCAGUAGAAGUCAGGGCAUUCAUACUUGUUGCUCUUCGCGGAGCAGUGCAGAGCUGUUGUCAAGGAAGUGAGUUUGCAGUUUUCUACAGGAUGUAUGGCCCCCACCUACCGUCAACCAAUCAUGUCAAUGCAGAGUUAUGCAGAGCCCUCUGCAUUGUUACAUUUGGGAGGCGCAUGGCGAUGCGGUACAGAGCUUGAUUUGGUCUCUGCAUGCCUCUGGAGGCUCCGCAAUUGCGUCACACCCUCCAUAAGGAGCCUCCCGAACACAUUUUCGGAUCAUGCCUAAAAUGGCUUUUAGUCUAGGCCUCCGCAAUGGAUUAGUUCACUGAGAUGGGCAUAUACAGUAUCUCACAAAAGUGAGUACACCCCUCACAUUUUUGUAAAUAUUUGAGUAUAUCUUUUCAUGUGACAACACUGAAGAAAUGAUACUUUGCUACAAUGUAAAGUAGUGAGUGUACAGCUUGUAUAACAGUGUAAAUUUGCUGUCCCCUCAAAAUAACUCAACACACAGCCAUUAAUGUCUAAACCGCUGGCAACAAAAGUGAGUACACCCCUAAGUGAAAAAGUCCAAAUUGGGCCCAAUUAGCCAUUUUCCCUCCCCGAUGUCAUGUGACUCGUUAGUGUUACAAGGUCUCAGGUGUGAAUGGGGAGCAGGUGUGUUAAAUUUGGUGUCAUCGCUCUCACACUCCCUCAUACUGGUCACUGGAAGUUCAACAUGGCACCUCAUGGCAAAGAACUCUGAGGAUCUGAAAAAAAGAAUUGUUGCUCUACAUAAAGAUGGCCUAUAUAUAUAUAUAUGUGUGUAUAUAUGUAUAUAUAUGUGUAUAUAUACGUAUAUAUGUGUGUAUAUAUGUGUAUAUAUACGUAUAUAUGUGUGUGUAUAUAUACAUGUACGUGUGUAUUUAUGUGUGUGUGUGUAUAUAUAUAUAUAUAUAUAUAUAUAUAUAUACGUAUAUAUAUAUAUAUACGUAUAUGUGUAUGUAUAUAUAUAUGUGUGUGUGUAUAUGUAUGUGUGGUAUACACUACCGUUCAAAAGUUUGGGGUCACUUACAAAUGUCCUUGUUUUCGAAAGAAAAGCAAUUUCUUUGUCCAGUAAAAUGACAUCAAAUUGAUCAGAAAUACAGUGUAGACAUUGUUAAUGUUGUAAAUGGCUAUUGUAGCUGGAAACUGUAGAUUUUUUGUGGAAUAUCUACAUAGGUGUACAGAAGCCCAUUAUCAGCAACCAUCAGUCCUGUGUUCCAAUGGCACGUUGUGUUUGCUAAUCCAAGUUUAUCAUUUUAAAAGGCUACUUGAUCAUUAGAAAACAAUUUUGCAAUUAUGUUAGCAAAGCUGAAAACUUUUGUGCUGAUUAAAGAAGCAAUAAAACUGGCCUUCUUGAGACUAGUUGAGUAUCUGGAGCAUCAGCAGUUGUGGGUUCGAUUACAGGCUCAAAAUGGCCAGAAAAAAAGAACUUUCUUCUUAAACUCGUCAGUCUAUUCUUGUUCUGAGAAAUGAAGGCUAUUCCAUGCGAGAAAUUGCCAAGAAACUGAAGAUCUCGUACAACGCUGUGUACUACUCCCGUCACAGAACAGCACAAACUGGCUCUAACCAGAAUAGAAAGAGGAGUGGGAGGCCCCGGUGCACAACUGAGCAAGAGGACAAAAUACAUUAGUGUCUAGUUUGAGAAACCGAUGCCUCACAGGUCCUAAACUGGCAGCUUCAUUAUAUAGUACCCGCAGAACAUCAGUCUCAACGUCAACAGUGAAGAAGCGACUCCGGGAUGCUGACCUUCUAGGCAGAGUUUCUAAUGAUCAAUUAGCCUUUUAAAAUGAUAAAACUGUAAGUCGCUCUGGAUAAGAGCGUCUGCUAAAUGACUAAAAUGUAAAAUGAAACAAUUAAAUUGGAUAAGCAAACACAACCUGCCAUUGGAACACAGGACUGAUGGUUGUUGAUAAUGGGCCUCUGUACGCCUAUGUAGAUAUUCCAUAAAAAUUCAGCCGUUUCCAGCUACAAUAGCAAUUUACAACAUUAACAAUGUCUACACUGUAUUUCUGAUCAAUUUGAUGUUAUUUUAAUGGACAAAUGUUUUUUUUUUUUUUUUUUAAACAAUGCCAUUUCUAUGUGACCCCAAACUUUUGAACAGUAGUGUGUGUAUAUAUGUCACUGCUCGACUAAUAUGAUCUCGGUCGACCAACAGCCUAACGCCCAAACAUCGACCAGUCGACUAAAUGGUGUCAACCCUAUUGCAGCUUUAAAUCUCUCUUUGAGUACAGCUGUCUGGUUGAUGUUGACUUCAUCAAAUAUUUAUCCUCUUAAACAGUUUAAGGUUUAAAACUUGUAGACUGGUAUAGAUGAAGUUGCUAUUAUACAACUUUUUGAUAACAUACUUUUUAAACGAUUAAACUUUUCUAUCUUAAAAAAAACUCAUCCACUGUCAUGGGAUUUCUUCAACAUUCUAAAGGUCCCAUUGUUAAAAACACCGACUACCAACAUUCUAGUCACUGUAAAAAAAGAAAUGACACUUUUGCAAAAAUCAGCUACUUUGACCACAUUACCAAUAAGUUAUACAAAAACUUAGAGGGUGUGGACUCUACUUCUCUGCUUUUCACAUCUAAAAUCAGAACAGAAAUAUAUUCUACCGAUCAAAUGUUACAGCUGUUUUAGUAACCGCAUCGACUACAUUUUCUCAACAUUUUAAAAAAUCACUGACAUUUUGACCACUUUCCCAACAAGUUAGAGCGCAUUAAAUAGAGCGCAUUAAUUCUUAGUCUGCUUUUCCAAUUUAAAAUCAGAACUCUUCUUCCACUACAACAAAAAUACUUUUAAUGAACUAAAGAAAGUCCCAACAUUUUUCUUCAUGGAGGGUUAAGCAUCAUCAAAAUACAUUUGAUGAAAAUAAUUUGGAUUUACCUGUUUAUUUGAUUCUGUUGUUGAUAAUGGUGAUCCCUCUCUUGCCUGUCCAGGUAUUGCCCAGUCCCUUGGCCCAGACACCCCCUUCACAGCCAUGGCCGGCAGUGAGAUCUUCUCUCUGGAGAUGAGUAAGACCGAGGCCCUCAGUCAGGCCUUCAGGAAAGCCAUUGGAGUCAGGAUCAAGUGAGUUCAGUCUUCUGCUCAGUUCACUUUAUUGGCCUCAUUUAGGAAUUUGUCAUGUGUUUUUAAGUUAACAAUCAACGUUUAUACACCACAGUGUGAGAACGAGGGAAUGGAGUCUACAUUAGUAUUUCUUUUUGGUGUGUUUUUGUUCUUGCAUUUAUUGAUAUUCAUGGUGUGUGUGUGUGUGUUUUCAGAGAGGAGACUGAGAUCAUUGAAGGAGAAGUGGUGGAGAUACAGAUUGACAGGCCAGCCACUGGAACGGUGAGUUCUGACUCAGGCCCUCUCUCUCUCAGCCCCCCUCUCAACUCUCUCUCUGUGCUCUGUCUCUCUCUCUCUCUCUCUGUUUAGUGUGAGUCAUACUCAUAAGGUGUGUAUUGGAGAGAUGUAUUGAUUGGCCAAUUUAAUUUGAGUCUGUGAUUGUCUUCUGAUAAGACUCCAUCAAUCAUUUAGAGAGACAGAUUGGCGAUAAGAGAGAGACUGUUCUGUUAGUAUUUAAUUUAACAGCAGCAGCCUUAUUACAGAUGCGAAUCACAGUGAAAGGAUAUUCAUUUUGGGGAGCUGAUAAUAUGAUUUCUGGUUUGGAAUAUUUUGGCUGCACUCAGAUGUUUCAUAACAGUUAUUUAAACUUCAGUGUUCAUCCGUUGCUCAAUACAGCACACAGCGCCAGAGUUUUUAGCACACUUGAGGUUAAAGUAUCAAACAAAAUGUUUUGUCACGUAUAGCAUCUUUCCCAUUUCCCAGUAAACUUUCUAACCUGUUGUUGUUGCUGCUCGUAGGGUGCCAAAGUGGGUAAGCUGACCUUGAAGACUACAGAGAUGGAGACUAUCUAUGACCUGGGCAGUAAGAUGAUCGAGAGCCUCAGUAAAGAACGCGUUCAGGCUGGGUGAGUUCUUCUAAAGUGUAGGACACACUCAUCAUCCACUAGGGGCCAUUGACCAUGGUCCCGUGUAGCUCAAUUGGUAGAGCAUGGUGCUUGCAAUGCCAGGGUUGUGGGUUCGAUUCCCACGGGGGGCCAGCAUGGGGAAGGGGGGAAAAAAAUGUAUGCACUCACUAAGUCGCUCUGGAUAAGAUCGUCUGCUAAAUGACUAAAAUGUAAACGUAAUGGUCGUGUUCAUUGGGACAUAACGUAAUAAAACAGCGUUUAGUUAUUGGACAGGUCCAGGUAGACCCUCCCGGUUUCGGUCCGUUUUCUUCACUUGGUGCCUAAUGAACACAAUAAAGAUCUUUAUUCUAUGCUCUGUGGUGUUAUGACUUUGUUGAGUCCAUUCAGCACUAUAAAUCCAAAGACUUCUUUCCCAGGGAUGUGAUCACCAUUGAUAAAGCCACAGGGAAGAUCAGCAAGCUUGGCCGCUCCUUCACCAGAGCCAGAGACUACGAUGCUAUGGGAGCACAGGUACACAUUGGUCCUAGACACUUGUAAUCAUUCAUGUCAUAUUUUACAGUGGCACGAUACAACUGAACAUUGAAUCGAGCUCCAAUCAGUUAUAGUCAGCAUCACUGCUAUCUGCAUUAAAGUGAAUGUACGAUUGCCUAGGUUUCAUGGGUGGGCAUUUUAAUUAUGGCAUGUGUAAAAAAUAAAUCUACUGUUUGCUUUGUGCUCCUCCAGACACAGUUUGUCCAGUGUCCUGAGGGGGAGCUGCAGAAGAGGAAGGAGGUGGUGCACACAGUGUCCCUCCAUGAGAUAGAUGUGAUCAACAGCCGUACACAGGGGUUCCUGGCCCUGUUCUCUGGUGAUACCGGAGAGAUCAAGUCUGAGGUCCGCGAACAGAUCAAUGCCAAGGUGUCUGAGUGGAGGGAGGAGGGAAAGGCUGAGAUCAUCCCCGGGGUGAGUCUGUGUGUGUUGGUGGUUUCCCAGACAUAGACUAAGCAUAGUCAUGGACUAAAAAGCUUGCUCGAUUCUCCAUUGAAAGUGGAGACUAGACUUAAUCUAUGUCUGGAAAACUGGGCCGAAAUGGUCCGUAUUUAAUGUUCAGUUGAAAGCCCUCCUGUAUAGUGAGUUCUUUAUUUUUGUCAUUCCAGGUGCUGUUCAUCGACGAGGUGCACAUGCUGGACAUGGAGUGUUUCUCCUUUCUGAACCGAGCCCUGGAGAGUGACCUUUCACCUGUUCUCAUCAUGGCCACCAACAGAGGCAUCACACGGUAAUUUUCGACCCUACAGUCUUCGACUGCUCCCACUAUAAUCUGGGUGUGGAUAUGGGCCACGGAAAGAACAUGAUGGUGACAUGUUUAGAACCUGCAUAAAGAGAAAAUAUAGUUUUGCCAGUAGUUUAAAGGGGCGAUAUGUGAUUGGUUCAUCCAUUUUUAGAAUUUUAAAAUAAUGAUGCUGUUUAUACCAUUUUAUUCUUUACGAAUAUAACUUAUAAAGGCCUCAGUAGUUUAUUUGAACUGUUUUACCCCAUCAGAACCCCAAAUAAAAGCUUGUUUUACUCCAUAGUUUGUAAACAAUGGGUCAAUCCAUAUAUGAUUUCAAUCACUUUCUGACUGCACCCCUUUUGAUUUGAACAAAACCUUCCAUACAUGUUUGCCCAUGGUAGAAGUUGUCAAAAAGUUACUAAUUGGACCUGAAUGCCAGAACAUUCAGGAGAUGGAGGUGCUCAAAGUUGACCCAUUUUGCAUACCCCACCCUACCAUGAGACAUCCAUGUCUUCAUCACUGAAGAAGAUAAACAGUUAGGUUUGAUAUAAUUUGAAAGCUUACGAACAGGGUAGUCAGACUAUUUUAGAAUUUCUUGAAUUAUAAUUAUUUUGUCAAAAGUGUCAUUUUUUAAAACCUUUAACAUCAAUGAUCUAAAAACGCGUUUUUCAAAUACAGUGCCGUGAAAAAGUAUUUGCCCCCUUCCAGAUUUUUCAACCAAAACCUAAUAUUAGAUAAAGGGAACCUGAGUGAACAAAUAACACAAACGUGAUACUUAUUUCAUUUAUUUAAUAAACAAAGUUAUGCAACAUCCAAUGCCCCUGUGUAAAAAGUAAUUCCCCCCUUACACUCGAUAACAGGUUGUACCACCUUUAGCUGCAAUGACUGCAACCAAACGCUUCCUGUAGUUUGUGAUCAGUCUCUCACAUCGUUGUGGAGUAAUUUUGGCCCACUCUGGCAGAACUACUUUAACUCAGACAUUUGUUGGUUUUCGAGCAUAAACUGCUCGUUUCAGGUCCUGCCACGACAUCUCAAUCGGGUUUAGGUCUGGACUUUGACUAGGCCAUUCCAAAACUUGAAAUGUGUUGCUUUACAGCCUUUCUGAUGUAGACUUGCUUGUGUCUUUUGGAUCAUUGUCUUGCUGUAUGACCCAGCUGCGAUUCAGCUCACGGAUGGAUGGCCUGACAUUCUCUGCUGGGGCCUCCUGAGUGGCGCAGCGGUCUAAGGCACUGCAUUGCAGUGCUAGAGGCGUCACUACAGACCUGGGUUCGAUCCCAGGCUGUGUCGCAGUCGGCCGAGACCGGGAGACCCUUGAGGUGGCGCACAAUUGGCCCAGCGUGGUCCGGGUUAGGGGAGGGUUUGGCCGGCCGGGAUGUACUUGUCCCAUCGCGCUCUAGCGACUCCUUGUGGCGGGCCGGGCGCAUCUACGCUGACUUCAGUCGGUAGUUGUACAGUGUUUCCUCCGCCACGUUGGUGUGGCUGGCUUCAGAGUUAAGUGAGCAGUGUGUCAAGAAUCACUACGGCUUGGCAGGGUCGUGUUUUGGAGGACGCAUGGCUCUCGACCUUCGCCUCUCCCGAGUCCAUACGGGAGUUGCAGUGCCAAUUGGAUAUCACGAAAUUGGGGAGAAUAAAAAUACUAAAAAAUGUCUCUGAUGCAGAGCAGAAUUCAUGAUUCCUUCAAGGAUGGCAAAGUUGUCCAAGUCCUGUGGUUGCAAAGCAUCUCCAAACCAUGAGAUUGUUACUGUAGAAUUCAGUGUUUGGUUUUCGCCAGACAUUACGGGACCCCUGCCGUCCAGUUCUGACCACUUCUACCACGGGCAAAUAUGUAUGGAAGGUUUUGUUCAAAUCAAAAGGGCUGCAGUCAGAAAAUGAUUCAAUUCAUAUACUGUAGAACGACCCCAAUGAAAUUGUAAACAAACACUGUAUAGCCUCAAACAUGGUUAACUAUAAUAUCAUGGAUGGUUAGUCUUUACAUCCAUAGCCCUGUCUAUUAAUUUAAGAUUGGUUACAUUUCUCUAUCCCCAUCCCUCAGCUGUUUACUGAAACCAAGUGGGGGGUUGAAAGCUUUGUUAUUGUUUGGACUGCAGAUUGCCCCUUUAAAGUAGUGCUUCUCAAGAAUGGCAAAUACUCAGUCUUUCUCUCUUUCCCUCUGUUCUGUCAGUAUCCGAGGCACCAACUACCAGAGUCCCCAUGGUAUCCCCAUAGAUCUACUGGACCGCCUCCUCAUCAUCGCUACCUCCCCCUACACUGAGAAAGAGACACGGCAGAUCCUCAAGAUCCGGUGAGAAUCACCCCUCUAACUCGCCAAGCCUGGGCUUUAGCAAGCAAACAAGCUGCACCAUGACUUACAUGAUUUAAGUUUGCAGACAGUCUGCAAAGUUCAAGGCAAUUAUGGGUUUGAACUGAUGUAUCAUGCCAUAUCGGAUGACCGUGGAUGAUUCAGGAUUAAAACCUAUUCCAAUAUUGGACUGAAACACCAUCUGAAAUGUGUUUCUACUGUGUGUGUCCGUCCAGGUGUGAGGAGGAGGAUGUGGAGCUGAGUGAGGAGGCUCACACUGUCCUGACACGUAUCGGCCAGGAGACAUCGCUGCGUUACGCCAUUCAGCUCAUCAGCACUGCAGGACUGGUGUGUCGCAAGCGCAGGGUGAGUCUCAGCCAAUUCAUUCAUACUCACUUACCUAGUAAUGCACGGGGGGGAGCAAAGCCUCUCACAUCCAUACACACACUGAUGUUAGAAUUACUCUGAAUUCUCAUGUUUGUUUCUCCUUAUAUAUCCUUAUUUUACCUGCUUCAUUGUUUAAUGCAUACACCGACAUGCCACCAUCGAUUACGUUGGAGAACUGUAAUGAACGGCUCAUCAAAGGGUCCCAUUCCUCAGCUACUCGCUUAAGUUCAGUGGCCAUUCGCACCAUGGUUGCUAAGCGACCAAGCGUUAGUCCUUCCUCCUCAUCUCUCGUGUCCUCUUCUCCCUCUUCUCUUUCAUCGUCGCUUUGUGGCUUUGUCAUUUACCUUCCCUUAGCAUGUCCAGAAGUUUAACUUUAUCUGAGAUAGGUAGCAUCUUCCGCCGUUUGGGCCCAUCCGCAGGUGCUUUUGUCGGUCCAGGCCGUUUCGUCGACAUUAUGGGUUUAGGAGAUGUUCGAAAUUACAAGAUAAUUUGGCCAACUUAAUGUAAAUUUGCCAAGCUGUUUUAUGUACGUACACAUAACUGCACGAGACGACAAAAUGAUAGCACAAUUCGUAGCAUGUUUUGAUACAAGAAGCGGGAGUGAGUUUUUAGCGAAUCAGAAUGCAGAGCACAAUGCACCUAUUCAUUCAAGUCUACAUUAGUUAUUGAAGGACAGAACUAACAGAUAGCUGGGCAGGGCACCCCUAGUCUUCUUGAUUACUGCUUUCUUGCUGUGGAACCAUUUCUAUGUUGAUGCUGAGAGUUGCCAGUGCGUGAUAGAUGUUUGUGCUUCUCUCUCAGGGAACGGAGGUGCAGGUGGAGGACAUUAAGAGGGUCUACUCUCUCUUCCUGGACGAGUCCAGAUCCUCACAGUACAUGAAGGAGUACCAAGAUUCCUACCUUUUCAAUGAAACAACACGUGAGUCUGCUAUUCAUCUCUGUCAUAGAGCAGUGUUUCUUAGGGGUCCCAAAGGGGUGCACAUUUGUUUUUGCCCUAGCACUACACACCUGAUUCCACUCAGACCCAGUUACAAAGCUGAUGAUGUUCCUGUAGUUUGUGAGGCGGACAUUUUUAUUCUUGAAAGCAACUUUGAUAGAAGUUGGCAAAUGUUUUCACUGUAAGUUGAAAAGGUCAUAACAUGCUACUACGUGAAUAGACGCCUUACCUACAUCUAUGGGAAAUGCACCUUAUAGAUGUGCUUUGAGGGCAGGUGUAAUGGGUUGAAGUGACUCUUACUGUAUCUCUUUUUGAUUUUCAGAACCUACAAUGGACACCUCUUAAUUGAUACAGACUGCAGAUCAUUUUUAUAGCACGUUCUCCUGUGAAGUUCUUCUGUUUUUUGUUUUGUUGCCAUAGUCCAUUGACGUUCUCCAUUAAGACCUUAUGGCUGAAAUAUCCAUUCCUCUGAUACUGUGUUGACUUACCUCUGUCUUUAGAUGUCGUUUAUUGUUUAAUGGAGUUUAAAUGUACAUGAAACCUACUUUUUGAUUACAUGUUGUUUUUCUCGUUGAUUUUAUGCAAGAAUUGCCUAAAAUGUAGUGUUAUCAUGCAUUGAUUUACGACACUUAACUUCAUGAAACAAAGGCAAUGUAGACGUUGGCAAUGUUCUUUUAAAGAGUUGAGUAAAAUGUUUUGGAUUUGAAAUAUAUUUUCUCUGUCACAAAGACCUCAAGUGCUAUGUACAGUACAUCCAUGGUCUCCCUACUACAAAGCUAGCCUCAUGGGGUACCCCUUUUGUUACAUCAGGAUGUGGUGUGCUUUUUGUUUUGUUUUUUGUGUGAAAUAAAAUUAGUAUCUCAAAGACCGUAGUUGGCACUGCCUCUUUUGUCUGUGCAUCUCUGUAC
Molecule: messenger RNA, 11532 nt
Organism: Coregonus sp. 'balchen'
Lineage: Eukaryota; Metazoa; Chordata; Actinopteri; Salmoniformes; Salmonidae
Source: the annotation of a GenBank genome assembly